Crotalus tigris (Tiger rattlesnake) is the source of this 3867-nucleotide messenger RNA. RefSeq names its product solute carrier family 17 member 8 (gene SLC17A8). Bases 55 to 1812 code for a protein of 585 amino acids. The transcript is spliced from 12 exons. Gene Ontology annotation, biological process: synaptic transmission, glutamatergic; monoatomic anion transport; neurotransmitter loading into synaptic vesicle. The record is from RefSeq and is a predicted model, not a curated record. Lineage: Eukaryota; Metazoa; Chordata; Lepidosauria; Squamata; Viperidae. Gene Ontology annotation, cellular component: excitatory synapse; synaptic vesicle membrane. Gene Ontology annotation, molecular function: L-glutamate transmembrane transporter activity; neurotransmitter transmembrane transporter activity.
UGAUGAUGAUCAGUCUAUUUUACAUAAAAGGAUUUAUCUAAGAAAAAACAGAAGAUGCCUUUUGAAGUGUUAAAUUCGUUAAAAGAGAGACUUUUAAAGCCUGGGAAGGAAGAGGUGAAGAAUACUGUAAGUGACUCUCUAGGACACUUGCAAAGAAAAAUUGAUGGAACCAAUGUUGAAAGAGAUGCCAUAGAGCUGAAUGAAGAGGGAAGACCCGUGCAAGCAACAACUAAACCACCUUUAUUUGAUUGCUAUUGCUGUGGAUUACCUAAACGUUAUAUUAUUGCUAUGAUGAGUGGUCUGGGAUUUUGCAUUUCUUUUGGAAUUCGAUGCAAUCUUGGUGUUGCUAUUGUGGAAAUGGUUAAUAACAACACAGUCUACAUCAAUGGAAAACCAGAGACUGAGAAAGCACAAUUCAGCUGGGAUCCAGAAAUAGUAGGACUCAUUCAUGGAUCAUUUUUUUGGGGCUAUAUUGUUACACAAAUUCCAGGAGGCUUCAUUGCAAAUAAACUAGCAGCAAACAGGGUAUUUGGAGCAGCAAUUUUCCUAACUUCAACUUUAAACAUGUUCAUUCCUGCAGCUGCCAGAGUACAUUAUGGGUGUGUUAUGUUUGUAAGAAUUUUACAAGGCCUUGUGGAGGGGGUGACUUAUCCAGCAUGCCAUGGGAUGUGGAGUAAAUGGGCUCCUCCGCUGGAAAGAAGCAGGCUGGCAACUAUUUCAUUUUGUGGUUCUUAUGCUGGGGCAGUAGUUGCUAUGCCACUUGCAGGUGUAUUGGUACAAUAUAUAGGAUGGUCAUCUGUCUUCUAUAUAUAUGGAAUAUUUGGGAUAAUCUGGUAUAUGUUCUGGCUGCUGCAAGCUUAUGAGAGCCCAGCUGUUCAUCCAACAAUAAGUACUGAGGAAAAAAUUUUCAUAGAAACUAGCAUAGGCGGAGCCAACUUAAUCAAUACCAAUAAAUUUAGCACCCCUUGGAAGCAAUUUUUCACUUCGAUGCCAGUUUAUGCAAUUGUUGUGGCAAAUUUUUGCAGAAGCUGGACUUUCUACUUGCUGCUCAUAAGUCAGCCUGCUUAUUUUGAAGAAGUCUUUGGAUUUGCAAUAAGUAAGGUUGGUCUUUUAUCUGCAGUUCCGCACAUGGUAAUGACUGUUAUUGUACCCAUUGGAGGCCAACUGGCUGACUUUUUGCGCAGCAGCAGAAUUUUAACAACUACUGCUGUCAGAAAAAUCAUGAAUUGUGGAGGUUUUGGGAUGGAAGCUACUUUACUUUUGGUGGUUGGAUAUUCUCACACUAGAGGUGUGGCUAUUUCAUUCUUGGUUUUAGCAGUAGGCUUUAGUGGAUUUGCUAUUUCAGGAUUUAAUGUCAACCAUUUAGAUAUUGCACCUCGGUAUGCCAGCAUUCUCAUGGGCAUCUCUAAUGGAGUGGGGACAUUGUCAGGAAUGGUCUGCCCUCUUAUUGUUGGUGCAAUGACAAAACAUAAGACUCGUGAAGAAUGGCAAAAUGUCUUUCUAAUAGCUGCUUUAGUCCAUUAUAGUGGAGUGAUAUUUUAUGCUAUCUUUGCUUCUGGUGAGAAGCAGGAAUGGGCUGACCCAGAAAGUUUGAAUGAAGAGAAAUGUGGAAUACUUGAACAAGAUGAACUGGCUGAAGAGACUGAACUAAACAGUGAUAUUUUUGUUAACACAAAGAAAACAUACGGCGCUACCGUUCAGCAUGACGAAGCUCAAAGGAAAGAGCUGCCGAAGGAAAAGGGAGUGAGGCCCAAUGUCGAAGAACAGACUGUUUACCAAUAUGAAAAUGGAAACUUUCAAGAUUCAUUGUAAAUGUGUUCAUGGUUUAUGUGACCAUUAGCAUUGGUGUAUAAAAGCAAGCUCUCUCUGUAUUUAUUAUAUUAUUGUGGCUAAUCCUGCCAAAUGAUUGGCUAUAAGACAUAAUCAUUUUCAGUUUGUGUUACAGGAAAUGAAUUAAUAAAAAUACAUUGGAUGUGUGCAGUGUCUGUGAUCAGCCUUGGAUUUGCAAAGCCAUGUCCUUUAACACCAGGAGCUUUGUUACUAAUGAUAUUUUUAAUACAUCACUCUUCAGCAAUGCAUCGUAGUCAUGACUCACACAUUCUGACCAUGUAAAUAUCCUAUAAGCAGAAUUUUUUAAUUAGUUCAUUUCCAUAGUAAUGUACAAUGGAGGAUGUGCUGUGUUUAACUUGAAAUUAUACUAUACAGGUAGUGGUGCUCAUUUAACAAUGCUAAUUGUUAAUGGGACUGGAAACUGUUGUUAAGUGACAUAUAAGUUGAAAAACCAUGUGACCAUACUGCUGGACUUUUUCAAGUCCUGAAUGCAGCCCUUUGAGCCACACAAAAGUUGUCACUAAAUUAUAAUUUUUAGUGUAAUCGAAGGGGAUCCUGAUUAAAAACAUUAAAAUAAUAUUAAUUUAAUGUAAAUUAAAUCAUUUAUUUUUUUGUCCUGGUCACAUCCAUGGUCUGCAUGCAUCCCUCAGAUCUUCACUCAAAGGUCAAGUGGGCCAAAGUUUCACACUUCCCCUCCCAAAUAAAAUUGUGUUCCUACACUAUUCCAUAUCUUUUCCAUCCCAAAUCCACCUGAAAUAAAUCAGUUAUUUGCCAGCCUUUUAAAGUAUUCAGACCAUUCUUCCAACAAUAGUCCUUACAUGCUAUGAUUGGAAAGACUUUUGUCAAAUGAGGUUUAGAGCAUGUCAUUUUUUUGCUGUAUUUCAUGAUCUGGGAAGCCAACAUGAGCAGAAAUAACCCCUUAGAUAAAUGAUAUUUAAGUAGCUGCCAAAUCAGGAUAGAUAAUAGAUAGGCUGCAAUUUGUGCAAAUUCAAAUAAUGCAAUAUUCAAUUUAGCAUAGACAGUAAAUUGAUACCAGACUGUAUUUAAUUCAACCCAAAAUUCAAUUAAUGUAAGUCUAGUGCAUGUGCAAUUGAAUCUAGUACAUGCAGAGUUGUGGUUAGAAUUUUAGAUGUUGCUAAUCUUUGUGAGUGGAAAAUGGAGAAAAGAAAGAUCCCAUCACAGGAAAACAACACAAAUUUUAAAAGAAGAGAUUUGGAUUGGAGCAAAAAAUGCUUUUCUGCCCAUGUUGGCUUCCCAGUUUAAAUAAUAUGAAAGUGGUCAUAGCAAUACUAAAACAGGAAAAGAUAUUGGAAUACCUGAAUCUACAGUAGAAUCUGUUUUUAUUUUGCUUUCAAUAACCACCCUGUGACUUUUGUUAACUUUAAAUUUAAAUUAUAAGUAUAUUCUUUUUAUCCAUUACUGUAAUAUUUUACCAAUAUACAUAUGAAACAUUAUGUUAAACAUUUUUCAUUGCCUAUUUUUGUCGAGCUGAAACCAGUUAUCAUAUUUUCCAUAAAAGUUUUACUUUAUUAUUAUUAUAUUAUCAAAUAAUACAACAUUAUUUGAAUUCAAAUAAUGCAAACAUUUCACGGCACUAAUCAAGACCUAUCUGUAAUAACUGGCAAUUCAGUCAUGGGAGAGGAACAAACAGUUUGAGAAUGUGUUCUUUGUUUCUAAAUUACAUAUUUAUAUAUUUCUGAUAUAUUUUCUUGCAAAAUAAAGACCUGUAUAGCAGGGAGCCCAAGGAACAGUUGCUUUAAGUUAUCCCUUCAUAUAAAAAAGCAAAUGUGUUCUUGUGCCUUUUGCUUUUGUCUCAAAGGAUUUAUACAUAUUAUACUCCCAUACUUUUGACAUUAUGUAAGCAGUCAAUGUAUUUGCAGGAGUUUAUUGUUUAAAAAAUAACGUGCUGAUUGUUAUAGCGCUUAUAACGGAUUUACAUGCAAUAUACCUAAAAUACUUGGCAUUGUAGAAUUUUCCUCAUAACCUGUGAGAAAUAUCCAGGAAGCAUGUUGCUUGACUUCUAACCUGAUUAUUUUG